Molecule: messenger RNA, 7213 nt
Organism: Amoebophrya sp. A25
Lineage: Eukaryota; Dinophyceae; Syndiniales; Amoebophryaceae
Source: the annotation of a GenBank genome assembly
GACAACACAACCAAGCAGGAUCAGGAGUCGCACCACCAUAGGAAUAAGUAGAUGAUGUAUUUAUGAUGAAAUGAUGAUCUGAAGAUAAUCUAUUGCUCCUCGUCGUUACUAGAUGAUGUAAGUAUGAUGAAAUGAUGAUGAUGAUCUGAAGAUAAUCUAUUGCUCGUAGUAUUUGUUCACACUUCCAAAUAAAAAAUGGGUCGCUUCCGGCAAGUUGGGUCCCGUACCACAGCGGGUGGGAUGCGCAUCAAAUCCACCCGAGUGCGGCAGUACGCAACCAACACUGUGUUGCUCUACAGUCCGUCUCCUCCUCACUCGCCGCGCUUAGGCGCUAGCCUGGUGGAAGACGACCUAGAGCAGAGAGCCGCGUUCCAGAGGGGGUCGCCUGGUGGGAAGCAAAGAGGCAUCAGUCCGAUCAAAGAUGCUAAUUCUCUAGGUGUCUCUUUUCACAGUCCAAACGUACAGGAGGUGACGGGACGAGCCGCAGAGCAGAUUCAAUUGGCUAAAGAACUAGAAAAGGCGGCAGCAGAAGAGGCAGAGCAUGGAGGAUUUCCUAGCAGUCCAAUUCCUCGUAGUGGUGUGAUGAUUUUGUCACCGUUUGUAUCGCCAAAAAUCACUGGGAAGAUGUCCUCAAGUCCUAGUUACAUCAGAAGUGGAGGAAAUAACAAGAAACAUCAAACUUCUUCUAGUACGAGUGUUUCUCCGAAUAAGAGCCUGAUAAGCAAGAUGAUGUCGACGCCGAGUAGUCCAACCAAAAACACGACUUCUCUGCGAUCGUCGAGUCCACCACCAGCCCCAGGCGCUAAAGAAUUGCAUCAAAUCCGUCCGUCCUCUAUGAUACCAGCUGAUCCCAUAUCCAACAACUUUGCGGACGCCGUAUUGUUCGACGCUGCAAAACAACCCAAGCCGUCGGACUUGCCUUUAACCCGUCUCGAACGAACUGAUGUUCAAGCAGCAGCCUUAGCCGAAGCAGCUAAGCCAAUUGAAGAAGCAGAAGCCGAAAGACGGGUUAACUACGCCCAUCUGGAAUCCAAGACCUUGUCACCAGAGGGUAAGAAAGUACGCAAGAUGCUACAUGAACAUCAGAGGACAGGCCAAGAACGAGUGGCACUGGCGAACCUGAUGCUGGAUUUGGAAGUACCAUCACCACCCGGUGGCUAUAAGCUGACGACUCUGACGUGUGAUAUUAUGGCAGUUUGAACAAGAAUUUCUUUUACAACUUCAGUUUUACAAGUAAGUAGAUCAAAAUUAUUUUGAAAAAACCUGGUACUACUUCCACUCUGUUUAUUAAAAUUAGAUGUGGACUAAUCAACAUAGAUGUGGCUUAAAAAGUACUACCUAAGGAGAACAACGUAGAAGUACUGCGUUGUAGUCGAAGUCUAAGUAAUUCAAAACUUUUGACAAUGAGAAUCAAGAAAACGAAAUCCCCCUACUAAGAAACUCUAAUCCCCGCAACGCCAGCACCAGAGCAGGAACCUUUCUCAAUUCUUUAGGCUCUACCUCGCCAUUGAGUACGACAGCAUACUUCUCCACCACUGGUGGUGAUAUGUCUUCGACUGCAGGGGGAGGACGUUUCAAUAUCACUCAAUCGACUCGGUUUGGUGGGGAACAGCACUCAACUUCUGGCCGCUUCAGUACCUGUACAGGGACAUCGUUCUUCAGUAAUCAAGAAGCUGCGGCGGGAGGGGGGAAAGUUAUGGAUUUAAUUCAUUCUUUCUUCCCUAACUUUCUUCACUGGCACUUAUCUCACGCUUGUACAACUACAACUUCACAAAAUAUAUCAACUUCUAUCGUAGUUAUCAUUCCUCUAGUAUUUUUCUAAUCCGUUCGGGAAAGAAAUAAGUUCUCCUAGACAAGUCCGCUCCCCUGCCAGAGGCGCAAAAAGCACAGACACCCAGAAGUCUCCAGCAGUUUCAGGAGUCAAGGAAGGCACCUCUGCUAUAGACCAAGCGAACGCAGCCGCUGGAGAUCUUUUGGCAGCAACUACUCGAACCACGACUCCUGCAGGUCACACGAGUCACGCUGGUACGUCGACUAGAGCGGGAUCGAAAGAACCUCCUAUGACCAGAGCUUCUUCUAAAGAGAGAGACCAACAUCAACAUGAUGCACACGGACGUCGUCUCAAUUCUGCUUCUGGUAGGAUGAAUGGAGCUCCACAAGAACAAGCACAUCAACACUCUUCAUCAACACUGCAUGAGCAACAUCUUCAUUCGUCUAACAACUUUCCCUCGACCACCCAUGCUGAGGAUCCUUCAUUGGCGUCAAUUACGUUCUCACCUGGAGGUGGCCCUCAAGGUGCUUUAUUUCAAGAAUUCAACUCGCAACUCACUGCGAAACUGUCAUUGUCACCGUCAGCUAGAGUCUCGCUCUCCGAACAGUGGUCCAUGCUGAGUACGUUGCGGUCGUCUUUGUUAUGGACGAGGUGAUGCCUUAGGUUUUACUUGGGUGUGGUUUAGGGUUAGGGUUUCUAAGAUGGCUUAGGGUUUCACUUGUAGACAAGAACUGAAAAUACAUCUACUUUGCUUCUCGAACAAAGAUCUACUGCUCCACUUAAACAUCAUUCAAUCGAACAUAUUUAUUAGCCUCCCGCAUUCUCACCUAGUACUAGUAGUACUAGCAAACAAAUAUAAAUAUUUAUCCUAGAUUGCAAAGAACUAACACUCAAAGAACUAAGUACACUCCACGCUCACCUCUCGUUUCCCGUCUCCCCCCUGCUUUCAUCUCCCGCAUCCAACGGGACUGCUAUCCGCUUUGACAAGUCCGAUAGGCACACCUUUGGAGAAAAAGGUUUCGCUGCAAUGUUGGAUCACUAUAGGAUUGGCGGAAUGCUGUAUCCUGGUCAGGGAUUUGAAGCUGGUGUCAUUCCGGACUCGACCAACGUAGAACACGUGCAGUGGGUGCCGGAUGUCGAAGCGAAGUCAGGGUCCUUGGCAAAGCCAGAGCCGAUAAAACCACCACUGUGGGCGAAAAAGACACCGGUAAUAUUAAGUUGGAUUUUUAGAUCUUUGAGAUGUGACUAAUAUGUUCUACAAGAACUUUGACAUUGUGACUUUUUACCGAUUUAUUAAUCUCAAAACGAUCAUUCUCAAAACGAUCGGACCGCAAAGAGAGAUUAGAAGUGUCAUUGUAGUGGCGCAAGGAACAGAGCGAGACUCGUGUCACUGUGUAGUUUUGGAGCUGCCCACGAGACGCUCGUGCUCGUGUGACUUGGAUCUGUAUAAGUCUGCUUGUCAUCCUUUCGAUUCUGUGACGAGUGAUCAAUCUAAUGUAAAAUCUAUUGAGUGUCGCAAAUACCACAACCUGUCGCAAAUACCACUACCCUGUUCUGCUUGAGUGUUUCUGUUUUCAACGAGGAGGCGCCCCUCAGUCGUGCAUUAUUCUGUGUUACUUCGAGGAGAUACGAUGAAUGAAUGAAGAAAUUCAAGAUUUGAUUAUGUCGACUACUCUUCUUCAUGAUGGAUUCCUUACUUGUUCGCUUCUCGCUCUGCAGGACUCCUACUUCGUAAUUUUGGACUUUUUGGUUUUGUUUUGGCCCACAUCAAGUAUGUAAAUUUAUUUUUCAUUGUAUUUGGAAUGCAAAGCCCAACCCCCGAAACGUGGAAAGACCCGACAUUUCAACUUUAGCUUGAUAGCUGAAGGAGAGGUUGGUGUUGUAACUUCUUCUACUUCACUGAGUCAUGCAUUGGGCACUUAUCUAUCAACAUGUCGCUAUUGUAUGAACAUCUCCUCAAAGAGCCCCAGGUGGGGCCACCUGAUGCUCCGCCUGUUGCUACAUUUAACAUGAACAAUCUCAAGAGCGGGGAAGCACGCGUCACGCAUCCUUGGGGUUUGGAGGGAUGGCGUGCCGAGAUUUUCAAGAGAUCAUCUCCUAUAAGACGUUCUAGAAGCGCUAAAUGUGUUGAAAGUAGUAAACAGGAUUUGGAAGUAGAUCUUCAUUUGUAUAAUCCGAAUAUUAUGCUGGAUAAUAAGAAUUAUCCAGGUACUAGUGGUAAUUUCGUUCCACUUCCACACCCAGAAGUACCUAUUGGAGGUGUCAAGAAGAGGAGUACUAUGGGUGGAGGUGAUAGUCAACAAAGUUUUGCUGGUUUUCGUGGAAGUUUUAUUGGUGGCAAUUCCUACUCUUCUAGCUUUACGUCUACUAACAGUUCUAUGAAAAUCACUGGUGGCUUUGGUGGUUCUGACAGGUCACCGCGUGGUGGACGUGGUCGAUCCUUGUCAUCUAAUUCUAGUAAUUUAGGAGGUCGUGCUGGGAUUGGGAAUACAACUAAUUCGCUAAUGUCCAAGAAUGAUUUCUCUGCAUUUGGUGGUGGUAACUUAGCAGGUGGAUCACUUGGUAGUGGUCCAGCACAGCAUGUUUUUGGUGGACUUGGUAGUCCAUAUAAUUUGAAAAUGAAAGCAAAUAAUGACUCAACCCCAAGCAAAAGGCGUUCGUCAACCCAUGACAAUUUUUUCCCUAGCAAACACCAGAGCAGUUGCAGUAAACAGAAGUCGUCCCCAAGAACAUUGCACCAUUUGCAUGCUGAUGCUGCAGCACCUUCUCCAGAAGGUGGACCGGCGUGGGCACGUUCACCCCCAAAGACGGCAGAGCAAUCGACUCUUGCCAACACUCAUUGCGGUUCCUUCUUUGAUUCCCGCGUUCAGGUUCUCGCCGAUUUCCGACGGGCUGAUAAGGCAGUAGGGAUAUCCCCAGACCUCUAUGCGAAACAACGACCGGAUCUGAAAGGCGAAGUGGAUCGCUUGAUGGCCGAUUUGUCCUGUCGACGUACCGUUUAUAGUGGAGUUCUGUAUCGACCUAAGAUUAAGGCUUAAUAUAUUUCAUGAUUUCCUUCCACGACUGGUCAUUUCUCGCAGUUUUCCUCUUGAAAUUCUGAAGAAAUGAAGGGAAGAAAUGAAAUGUUUUGAGCUCUAAUAAGACGAUCACGCAGGAAGCGGCAGAGGCAAGCGUAGGGUAUGAAGGACCGGGUACGUACUACAAGCCGAAGCCAUUUGGAAACCCGAGUGUUGGAGUAGGAAGGGUGAAGAAAGCAGAGGACGAAGACGUAGAUCAUGCUCAUCAGUCUCAUUCAUCAUCUGCUAGAUCAGCAGACCAUCACCAGGCAAGGAUAAGACCACGAGCGGGAAGCAGUACGUCGACGACGACAGCGUCAUCGAUGACAUCAGCAAGGAGUGCUAGCACAUCUUCGUCGGGAACUUAUGAAUCCUUGAUUUUCAAAAUGUGAUUGAAGAAUCUCCCUUAAAUAUUUUUAGAUCGACGUUGUACUAUGAAAAGACAAACUGCCUUUGGAUACAAUUCCCAAACCCAAAAAAGCGAGAAUUUUCGAGCUUUUUUGGCUUUUUGGUGUCUUAGUGGAAAUCGUGCGAAAGGGCAAAAAAGAUGGCAAGCCCAGCUUUUUCGCCGGUUUUUUCUGUUUUUUCGUCGGAUUGUGUCCCAAAAAACAAAAAAAGCCCGCGAAAUGCCAGAAAAUUGCCAAAAAUGCACGACUUUUCUGGCUUUUUUGGGUUUUGGCACGGUUUUGAUUCAAACGCCAAGGGACGAAAAACGCCCGAAAAGCCAAAGAAAAAAGCCAGAAGAAAAGCGAAAAAAGCCAGAAAGUUCUGGCUUUUUUGGGUUUGGGAAUUGUAUCCAAAAGCAGUUUGUCUUUUCAUACGUUGUACUGAUCGAAUAGUCAACAUUGUAUAAGUAGAGAAAUGAAGAUUGAUGUCAGUAAUGAAAUAUAAUAAAUAGAAUACUGAAGAAAACUCCUUCUACGUACUUUGUAAGUAUGCUCCCCUACAACUUUUGCUUUUCCCCUUUUCCCCAAGAACUUCGUCACCCUCGUCCUCUAAUCCUUCUCUUCCGCCACGAUGCUUCAGCAACGGAAUAAGGCUCGAACCUUGCCCAAGAGUUCUUGGCUUACUUCUUCCGUCGGAUGGGAAGGCAAGAUCAAUGCUGCCUACACAGUAGGCGGCCGCUUGCAGGAAAUUCGGCGAAAAGAAGAACAGCACGAACGUGAACAACUGAUGCAUGUGAAGUUGGCCAUGGAAGAAGAAGAGCGCUUGAACAAUAACGCCAGUCGGGGAGGUGGGACUGGGAGGAGAACACCAUCAUCGAAAACUAGGAGACGGAGGAAUCUAUCACCUAGCUCGCCAAGAACCGCGUCUGGUGGUUCGAGAGCAGGGCAUAGUCAUGGAAGCUCCAGGACCAGAGGAGGACGAGGGGGUCAUGCAAAGACGAAGAAAGCUUCUUCUAAAAAUGCUAGUGGUCAUCAGGGUCAUGGGCAUCCUGAGGAUCCAGACGACGAUGAAGAUGACCUGGGUGGAAGCAUCCUGGACGGCACUGGCCUGCUUGCUGCAGAAAACUACAAACUGGGAUCCGUCUUUCAGAAUCUACCCUUCUGAGAUACUAUCUGCUCCUCAAUAUAUUAUUGUCAUUGAAAUUAGUGAAUUUUUAGUGAAGUCAUAACAUGAACCAUCUACUUUCCCGCGCAACUGUAAGUCUAAGAUUCCAGCACUGAUAAUGUCUUGUUUGAUGCCCACAAUGGACUCCGCACACGCUCAAACAGAUGAAAAAACGCAACGUACAUAGAAGCAUGUCUUUUCUCAAACGAAAUACUAGGAAUAGCAUAAUUAUAGAUAAUGACCAGCAGCAGCAGGAGCUGUAGCCAAUGGGCUACUGUCAUCAUGGAGUGGUUCGUGGUUUAUACGCCAUUUACAUACUUACGCAUGUAAUUUUCAACAUCAAGCUGUAAGAGCUAGUGAGCAGGUCUUUCAAGAAUGUACUUAAUCCUAUAUAUACGCAGACCACCUUCUACACUAGUCUAGAUGUCUAAUUUCGUUUGGCUGAUACAUCCCAUUAAUUGUUCUGGACAAGGAUGCAUGAGCAUCGAUGAGAUAGAGACAUACUACAGGAAUUAUCUCACAGGAGCAACAAGAUCGUGUUCGUUGGUAUCUGAGACGAUCAACAAGAGCGUGUUCGUUGGUAUCUUAGAGGAUCAGCAAGAGCGUGUUGUUGAGAAAACCUGCACCUGCUCUCUCGAACUCUACGCAGCGAUCUUCCAGUGUAAAAGAGGGCUGAUACAAGGAAAUUACCGCCAGCAGAUGCGGAGCGGGAGCAGCCAGGGGCAGGAGCCCGGUCUGUCGCGGAGAAAUUUCGGAUUGGCGGACUUCAUAUUGAAACAACAGAUUUGAGAAUUCAUCUGCUGCACAUCUACAAAAAUCCUCAUGUUGAAGGAGC